AUGAAAGAUCUUACGAAAUGUCUGGUUGCUUUCGGUGUUACUCACACUUCAGGAUGGGGCCCACGUGAUCCUCACUUUGCUCGGUUUGAGAGGCUGCAUCAUGUGACCGCUAAUCGAUUUCAUUGGUUUUUGUUGUUGUUAAAACACGAUGCAUUCAUUCGCCUGUCAACGGAAAUUGUAAAAUUGAUGGAAUUAGACAGAUUUAUUGCAACUUGGGCCCCGCCUUCACAAAAGCGGGCGCCCCAAGACACUCACCAACCGAAUAGUAAUUCCAAGAAGAGAAUGGAAAGACCAACUGCCAAAACUAUUUGCACCAACUAA
Molecule: messenger RNA, 321 nt
Organism: Opisthorchis viverrini
Lineage: Eukaryota; Metazoa; Platyhelminthes; Trematoda; Opisthorchiida; Opisthorchiidae
Exons: 2
Coding region: 1-321 (106 amino acids)
Source: RefSeq, a predicted model, not a curated record